Messenger RNA from Rhincodon typus (whale shark), 3592 nucleotides. Its product is annotated as endoplasmic reticulum metallopeptidase 1. NCBI's taxonomy places the organism in Eukaryota, Metazoa, Chordata, Chondrichthyes, Orectolobiformes, Rhincodontidae. The annotation marks the transcript as partial. The transcript is spliced from 13 exons. The record is from RefSeq and is a predicted model, not a curated record. Gene Ontology annotation, molecular function: metalloexopeptidase activity. Gene Ontology annotation, biological process: proteolysis.
GUGCCAGUGAUGACGCAGUCAGUUGUGCUGUUAUGCUAGAAGUUCUAAAUGCGCUGUCUAAUUCGUCUAUUCCCCUGCAACAUGCAGUCAUAUUUCUUUUCAAUGGAGCAGAAGAGAAUGUUUUGCAAGCAAGCCAUGGAUUUAUUACACAGCACCCUUGGGUUAAACUAAUAAGGGCAUUUAUUAACCUGGAAGCUGCUGGUGUAGGAGGGAAGGAGCUUGUUUUUCAAACAGGUCCGGAAAAUCCCUGGUUGGUUCAGGCAUACGUUCGUGCAGCUAAACAUCCUUUUGCAUCUGUUGUUGGUCAGGAAGUAUUUCAGAGUGGCAUCAUUCCGUCUGACACUGAUUUCCGAAUCUAUCGGGACUACGGCAACAUUCCAGGAAUAGACUUGGCUUUCAUUGAAAAUGGUUAUAUUUAUCACACAAAGUAUGACACAGCAGAUCGGAUACCUGUAGAUUCCAUAAGGAGGGCUGGUGAUAAUAUACUAGCUGUGCUGCAGUACUUGGCAACAUCUGCAGAACUGGCUGACUCAACUCAGUAUCGCCAUGGGGCCAUGGUAUUUUUUGAUGUACUUGGAUUGUUUGUUGUGGCCUACCCACAACGAAUUGGUGCUAUAAUCAACUAUUUGGUGGCUGUGGCAGCUGUUGUCUACUUAGGAAAAAAAUUCUCAAUAUCAGUAAAUCAAGGAUCGCACUACAGGAGGGACCUCCUCUAUGGAAUUGCUGUCACAAUAAUCUGCUGGUUUAUCAUUUUUAUAACAAUCCUUAUUGUAGCAGUAUUUGUGUCUUUGACUGGGCAUGCAAUGUCUUGGUACUCCAACUUCUACGUUUCUGCUGUAUUGUAUGGGUCAAUAGCCCUUGCAAAGCUCAUACUGAUUCAUACACUUGCAAAAAAUCUUUAUUAUGGAGCCAUGAAUGAGGUAUACCUUGCUGAACUAUAUUUCGAUGUUUCAUUAACAAUCUGGUGCUGUACUUUGGUUUACUUUACCCAACGUGCCUUGUGCUCAGCCUAUGUCCCUGGACUGUGGGUUGCUUUUCCUCUGUUUGUGAGAUUAAUGAUUGGGAAGGAACUGGCACAAAAAGGUGCUACAGUGAAACUGACAGCAAUUUAUUUUCUGGGUCUAUUUAUUCCUCACCUACUGACCAUGUACCUGUUUUGGGGUGCAUUUGAAAUGUUCACCCCCAUCCUGGGACGUAGUGGUACUGAAAUACCUCCUGAUGUUGCACUGGCUUCUAUUAUUGGAACCUUCACUAUUAUUCUAACUACCUACUUUGUGAGCCUGGUUUAUCUGUGCAGAAGUACAAAAUGGACUCUUUUGGGUUUAGGGAUUGCAUUUUUGGCUUCAGCCACUCUGGUGUGUAGUGGAGCAUUUUUUCCAUAUACAUCUGACCCUGCUGGGCCACACCCUAAGAGAAUCUUUCUUCAGCAUACAACAAGGAUGUUCCAUGAUCUUAAUGGAGAAAUAAGCAAGAGAGAUUCAGGGAUAUGGAUUAAUGGAUUUGAUUAUACUCUUAUGUCCCAUGUUACUCCACAUAUACCUGAAAUAAACAAUACAAUAAGAAGUUCAUGCGAGAAUGCCCCUUUUUGUGGUUUUCCUUGGUUUUUACCUGUCCACAACCUUAUCAGGAAAAACUGGUACUUGCCUGCUGCAGAAAUUUCACCCACGACACCUGUUGAUUUCAAACUGAUUUCCAAGUACAAGAUGCCUUCAGGAUCUACAAAAUUGAACUUUGAGGUGACAGGUCCCAGUCACAUGACCCUUUACAUUCGGCCACUUGAAGGAUCUCACCUGAUCCAAUCAUCUUUUGGGGAUGGGACCUCUUUGUACAAUAAUUAUGGUGAUUACUUUGUUUUCUAUUCCCAUGGACUAAAGGCUCCAGCUUGGCAAUUUUGGUUGGAGAUGCAGACACUCGACCCGAUAUCUGACAGUAUGGUUGUUGUCGCUAUAGCUUCUCAUCAUUUGUUUGGAGAAGAUCAAAAAACAGCAGAAUUGAUCGCUCUCGAGCAGAGAUUUCCUGAAUGGUGCGUUGUGUCCAGUUGGUCCAGCUCUUACAACUUGUUUGUCUUCUAACACUCGGAUUAAGUAGCUACCCUAGAUGGAGGUAACUCCAUUUGAGCAAAGUAUGGCGUGGCUGGUCCUGGGACAAAGCGAAUGUACUUCAAAGUAUACUGUAAGGUGGUGCAUUUUCACUUGUAAGAUCACAAAGUAUCUUGCAUGCAAAUGAUCAACUCAAAUGUCAGUAAAUAAUUUGCUAAAAAUAUUUAUAUUGAGGUUGCUCAGUGUAAUUGUCAAUGAGGCUGGUGUUUUACAUGUGAAGAAAUGUUUGAGCAAGUCUGAAGCAAUAGACAGCUGCUAGGCUCUCCUGGUCUAAAAAAAAAUCUAAAUCCUCUUCUUAACUCAGCACAAUCUUCCACAGCCAGCCUCUUAGUGCCCUGGCACCUUUUGGACCUCCGGGAUCCUUGUUCAUUGUGACAUGAAGAUCACUCGAAUGGGUAAAUAACUUAAAAGGGUAUGAAUGUAGAUGUGCACAUACACUGAGUUAACUGUGUUCUCUUGGUAUUCAUGAUGUAUAAUGAAUACAUUAAACAAAACAUAGUAAUGUGUAAUUCAAACAUUAAUGUAAGUUGAGUGUAGUGAAUAUGAACAAAUGAGGUGAUAGUAAUGUUGGUAUAAAACAAAUUAACUAAUCACCUCUACUUUCUUUCAAAUGCAAAGGAUUUGAAAUAUAUGGGCCAAUUAAUCAAAUAAUAAGUUGGGAUAUUUUCAGUUAAUUGUUUUCAGGGAAUUCUUGAAAAACCCAGAGGAUUAAAAACUGCCCCUCAUGAUGACUAUGGGUUAAUUGCAAUAUUGCUGUUCAUGCUUCUGGUAAUAAAAUUUAACAGGAAACAAGUCUAGUGAGUAACUUGUGUCACCAUGAGGUUACCUGGGUGUUAUCUUGUAACAGGGCUAGCUUUGUUUUCUUCUCUGUCUGACAUGUCUGAGUGGGGUAGAUCGAGAAGACUACACAAGUGGACUUGAACUGGUUCUCAGCCAUUGGUGCUGCAGAUAAUCAAAUUCACUAGUUGCAAACAAGCAGGCCACAAUGGAGAUCAUCUCAACACUAGGGCUGCAUGAAAUUUUGAACACAGUAUAACAUAGUACAGUGCCAGUAUGUGUAUAUUCGGAUGUACAUAACGCAAGUUCAUUAAGAACUCAUCAUAAUUGAUUCUCUUUAUGGUCUGGAACCAUAUUGUCAUCUUGAAUAUAGCUUGAUAGGCAUUACUGUUAAAACCAAACUACUGAUGGACAGGAACUCCUUUUUGUUCCUCAACUCGUUUCAUGUUUGUAUGUUCCUCAGGGCUCCUUAGCACGAUAUUGUACAUUGAUUUUACACUGAGCACUGCUUUGGUGGUUUACAUUAAGAUUUCUAAAUAGAAUCAAAAGUAAAUUGUUUCCUAUGUUAUUUCAGUAUGAAAUUUCUUUUGUACUGAUCUAUCUUUCAGGUCUGAAUCAAGUGCUUAAUAUUUAAUAGGACUUUAAUAAUGAAAAUGGCACUGAUCAUUGAGUUUAAACUGGAACAAAAACAACUUACAUUAAAUUGGUGUAAAUGA